This is a messenger RNA of Oppiella nova, 798 nucleotides long. The record is from the annotation of a GenBank genome assembly. NCBI's taxonomy places the organism in Eukaryota, Metazoa, Arthropoda, Arachnida, Sarcoptiformes, Oppiidae.
AUUCAGGCGCACCUUCUCGUGCGCCUCUUCUUCUGCGAGACCGACGCCGACGUCCGCCAGUGUCUUGCCAAAGCCAUGGCCGACAUCUUGUGGCGCGCGGGCGACCGGAAGCGCGCGUUCGUCGCUCACGAAAGCCGGGAGACGUCUUCGCGCGCGCUCCCGAUGGACGGCAUUUGCGAACGACUGGUCGUAGCGACGCUCGACGACUACGACGCCCUCUGGCGACACAUCGCCGCUCUCCUCGACCACAACGCGCGCGCUCUCGGCGUCCUUUCGUUCCUCUUCUCGGCGCUGUUGACACGUGACGCGCGACAAGACAUGGAUGACGUCAGCAGUCGUCUGAUCGGACGUCACAACUAUUGCACGCAAGAAAUGGUGAAUCUGUUGCUAACGGGAAGAGCCGUUUCCAACGUCUUCGACAACACGCGCCGACUGUCGCCCGAACUGCUUCUGCGCGGAAUCGCUCGCCAGUCGCGCGUCGGCUUCCUCUCGCUCUUCGAGCACUUCGGCUGUCUUGAGGUCGGCCGAAACUACAAGAGUCCGGAAUUUCCUGUUUUCGUCGUUCAGAGCGAAAGCCAUUUCUCGGUUCUGUUCGCAAAACAAAGACUCGAAGACUGCGAAGACUUCGCGCUCUUCCACUUCGACGGACUCGCGGAUCAGCCAUCAGAGACGGAGCUGCGCGUCCGCACGGCUCAAGAGGAAGACACUGCGGCCGAAAACGUGGCGCCACUCGAGGCCGUCGUGCGGACCAAGUGGAGGAAGGCGCGCAUCGAUUGGCGCUCAGAAAGAGUGCUUUGA